Messenger RNA from Fusarium proliferatum ET1, 402 nucleotides. RefSeq lists its product as uncharacterized. NCBI's taxonomy places the organism in Eukaryota, Fungi, Ascomycota, Sordariomycetes, Hypocreales, Nectriaceae. The transcript is spliced from 3 exons. Bases 1 to 402 code for a protein of 133 amino acids. The record is from RefSeq and is a predicted model, not a curated record.
AUGCAGGAUGGAGAGGCGCAGAGCAAGAACUUCCAAGACCUUCACCCUCAAGCAACUGGCAAACAACCUCUCUUAACACUAUCUCUUCACGCACUCCUCUUGGAGCUCAUCACGAUGGUCAACCCCCUCUACGUCGUCUACGCUCUCUCCGCCAUCGCAGGAGUUGAGGCCUGCAAGAGAACCUGCUCUGCUUCCAACGACGCCGGCACCACCUGCAGCUACUCAUGCACGCAGGUUUGCUCCAGCAUCUCUGCCAAGCAAGCUCGCGAUACCUUCCUCGCGGCUCUCCAGUCUGGAGGCAACUCGUGCUCUGCUGUUGGAACUAGUGGUGUCUCGUGCAGGAAGACGGCCAAGUUUGGAAGCUGCUACGAUCAUCACUGGUCAUGUGGCAGUGGCUGCUAG